This is a messenger RNA of Sturnus vulgaris (Common starling), 5052 nucleotides long. RefSeq names its product ATP-binding cassette sub-family A member 9-like. Gene Ontology annotation, molecular function: ATP hydrolysis activity; ATP binding; lipid carrier activity. Gene Ontology annotation, biological process: lipid transport; transmembrane transport. Gene Ontology annotation, cellular component: membrane; intracellular membrane-bounded organelle. Lineage: Eukaryota; Metazoa; Chordata; Aves; Passeriformes; Sturnidae. The record is from RefSeq and is a predicted model, not a curated record.
CUCCCUGGGGCUGAGAAGGGACCAGGAGCCACAGACACCAGAGCUGGAGCAGACCUGGUCCCCAUGGAAAACACACCAUCAGCUGGCAAAAUGCAGGGGGUAUCCAAGAAAGCCUCACAAAUAUUUCAGCAAACCUGUGCUCUCCUGUGGAAAAAUAUUCUUCUGGUGUGGAGGAUGAAGUCAAAAAGUUUUCAGGAAUGGGUGGCAUCGCUGCUUUUCCUCUACAUCCUGCGUGACUCUGCGGGGCUGAUCGUGAACUACCCCACCCAGGAGUUCCCCUACAAAUUCCUGGGCAGCCUGGACGACCCAGCCUUCAACGCCUCGGGGGUGACACUCAUGUACACCCCUGCCACCAACACCACCAGGAGAAUCAUGGCAAAAGUGGCUUCCAGCUCGCCACUGAGGGGUGUAAUAAUAGAAGAGGUGGAAAAUGAGGCAAAAAUGGAAGAAAAAGGAAUUUUUGACGAGGAGGAAACUAUUGGUGUUGUUUUUAAGGAUGACUUCUCCUACACUCUCAGAUUUCAGCUGGGCAGAGCAGUGUUUCCAAAUGAAGGCUUUGAGCACAUUGAAACCUGCUGGGAUUUUUCAUCGAAGCACUGCAAAGUUCCUCUCUACUGGUAUGGGGGCUUCCUCUCAGUGCAGUCCAGCAUUGAUGCAGCACUCAUAGAAAUGAAAACCAACCACUCUGUGUGGAAAGAAAUGAAGUCAAUUACUGGAGUUCACCUGAAAACCGUGAUGAAACCUCUGUUUAAACUGGAUUACCUUUGGUUUGUUAUCUGUGCCAUACUCAGCUACUGCCCAUUCAUGCACUUUUUAUCAGUGAAAGUUCUCAAGGAGAAGAAGAAGCUGAAGAUAUUGAUGAGAGCAAUGGGGCUGCAGGAUAUUGCCUUCUGGUUCUCCUGGAGUUUGCUGUACACUGUGUACAUCUCCAUCACAGCCAGCCUGCUGACCUGGGUCACCCUGAGUGCAGUUUUGAAUCGCUCACACAGAUUUUUGGAACUGUAUUUUUUUUAUUUCUUUUAUGGCAUGACGUCUAUUCACUUCACUUUCCUGCUCAGCUCGUUGCUAAAGCAGCCAAACAUUUCCAGUUUUGUGGGAUUUCUUCUUCACAUCCUCUUUGGUGCACUGGGCUUUUUGACGUUGUUUGAAAACCUGCCACGGGCUUUGGAAUGGACUUUAAACCUCUUCAGCCCUUUUGCCUUCACAGCUGGCCUUGCAAAGAUGAUAAAACUAGAAAAAUAUGGACCACCAUUUAGCCCAGAGUUGUACCCUUUUUAUAACCUGUACCUCAUCCUGAGCUUUGACAGUGUCUUGUAUUUCCUGCUGGCCAUCUACUUUGAUAAGGUUUUGCCUGGCAAGUACGGGGUGCCACAUCCUCCUGCCUUCUUCCUGAGAGCCUCCUACUGGCUCAGGGGCAGCACACGGAGCGUGGGGCUGAGAGGGGGCGGCAGCCACGACCCCGUCCUGGGCUGUGACACCGAGCCACUGCCACCAGACUUCCAUGGCAAGGAGGCCAUCAGACUAAACAAUAUUAAAAAAAUAUACAAGAAGAACAACCAGAGCAUCGAAGCUUUAAAGGGUUUGUCCUUAAAUAUAUAUGAAGGCCAGAUCACUGCCCUGCUGGGUCACAGUGGAUCUGGGAAAACUGCUCUGUUAAAUGUGCUCAGUGGCUUUUCCAAGCCUUCAGCAGGUUCUGCAAUGAUCUACAACUACAAUGCUUCUGAAAUGUGGGAUGUGGAAGGAAUGCAGGAAAAGGUUGGGAUUUGCCCCCAAGUUAAUUUGCAUUUUGAAGCCUUAACAGUGAAGGAAAACCUGAGAAUUUUUGCUCACAUCAAGGGGAUUCAGUGGAAGGAAGUGGAUGAAGAGGUGCAGAAAGUUCUCGUCAUGAUGGACCUCGCUGAUGUUCAGAAUGUUUGUGCUGAUGCCCUGAGUGGGGGACAAAAACGAAAACUCUCUCUUGGAAUUGCAAUUUUAGGGAACCCCCAGGUGCUGCUCCUGGACGAGCCCACGGCCGGGCUGGAUCCCUGCUCCAGGCACCACAUCUGGAGCGCGCUGCGGGAGCGCCGCGCCGGGCGCGCCACGCUCUUCACCACCCAGUCCAUGGAGGAGGCUGAUGCUCAGGCUGAUCGGAAAGCUUUCCUCUCCUGUGGGAGAUUACAGACUGUUGGCUCAUCCCUCUACUUGAAGAGAAAGUGGGGCAUUGGCUAUCACUUAAGGAUGCACAUAAAUGACCUGUGUGACCCAGAGCUUGUGUCAUCCGUGGUCAGACAGUACAUCCCUGAUGCUGUGCUCAAGGGACAGAAGAGGGAUGAGCUCUGUUUUAGGCUGCCUCUGGAAAACACUGACAGCUUCCCAGAUCUGUUCAGCCACCUCGAGAGCAGCCUCUUGCAGGGAGUUGUUAAUUAUGAGGUGACCAGGACAACCCUGGAAGAUGUUUUCCUGAAGCUGCAGGGUGAGGAAACCAUUGAUCCCGAAGGAGAUGGAGACCUCGAGGAGAGGGAGCAGAACCCCCCGGGGUUGUCCAAGCAGGGGAUGCUGGCCAUGAGUGGGAUGAUGCUCUGGAGGCAGCAGGUGUGUGCUGUGCUGAGAAUUCGCCUGCUAAGACUCAAGCACGAAGGAAAAUUCCUCAGGGGCGUAUUGCUGUUAUUUGGAGCAUUUAUCCUUCCACCACUGAUGGUUUUAAUGCUCUUUCAUCUGUGGCACAACUCCAGCAGAUGGGAAAUCUCAUCUAGCCCGUAUUUUCUUCCCACGAAAGAGAAAAUUCAAAAUAGGUCUACAAACCUCCUCAUCUUCAAUGACACGGGGUCAGAAAUCGAAGACUUCAUUGCUGCUUUGAAGACUCAAAACAUAAUCCCAGAAAUGACUCUGGAGGAAAACAUCACAAGCCUUCCAGAUUAUAAUGGAGCUAUCAAAAUAUCCCUGGAAGGCAAGAGCCACCAGUUCACGCUCAUGUGCAGCCCAGAGCCCAUCAACUGCUUCCCAGUGCUGCUGAACAUCCUCAGCAACACCUUCCUGCGGCUGCUCAAUUCCACCGCGCGCAUCCGCGCCUGGAGCCAGCUCUUCUACACGGUAGAAAAUUCAGAGCUAAAGAACUACAUUUUUUAUGGCUUAUUCACUUACCUGCUGAUUUUGGCUGCUGGUUUGCCUCCUCUCUUUGCGAUGAGCAGCGUGGAGGAUUACAAGCUCCAGGCUCGCUCCCAGCUGAGGCUGGCAGGGCUCUUCCCCUCAGCCUACUGGUGUGGGCAGGCUCUGCUGGACAUCCCGUUCUUCUGGAGCCUCAUGUGCCUCAUGUUUGGGCUCCUGGUGCUCUUCACCCGCAUCUGCCCCUUGGAGACCCGCGCUGUGCUGAGCCUGCUCGUUUGCAUCUUUGGUUAUGGGAUAUCUCUUGUCCUCUUCGUUUAUUUAAUGGCCUUCAAAUUCCGCAUGGGGCGAAGCAAUCGUUACAUUUGGUCUUUAAUCUUCAUUUUGGUGAAUUAUGCUGCUUUUAUGAACAGUGACCAUAAUGAAGUUCUUUACUACGCCUGUAUGCUGAUUCCUGUGUUUCCACCUGUAGGCUGGAUCAUGUUUUCUGGACUAAAUUUCCUCAUGUACAACGAUCACACCAUUUUUGAGACAUGGAAUUACAUCUACAUGCCUGUCCUUGCACCCUACAUCCACGGUGUGAUUUUUGCUUUCCUCCUGCGCUGUUUGGAGAUGAGAUAUGGAGAAGCAGUGCCGGGGUUUGACCCCAUCUUCAGGAUCCAGCAGAGAAGAGGGGUCCCCCAGCAGAACAAGGAGCAUCCUGGGGAGGAGCCCCCCGAGGUGCAGGCGGAGAGGGACAGGGUGCGGAGCGCGGUGACCUCGCUGCAGCAGGACGAGGACUUGGUUGUUGUCAACGGUUUGCGCAAGGAAUACGAAGUCAGGACAGCCACUUCCAUCUUUAAGAAAAAGAAGAAACUUGCUGUCAGAAACCUCUCUUUUGGUGUUAAAAAAGGAGAAGUCUUAGGUCUGCUAGGACCCAACGGGGCUGGGAAAAGCACAACUCUAAACAUGAUUUCUGGAGGUGUAGCAGUGACUGCUGGGGAGGUGCUGCUCAGGGGUGGGGAUGGAGCCCUGGGCUGGUGCCCACAGCAGGACCCGCUCUGGCCACACCUGACAGUGCUGCAGCACCUGGAGGCCUUCGCUGCCAUCAGGGGGAUGAGGGAAGAGGAUGCUGCUCUUGCCAUCAGCUGCAUAGGAAGGGCCUUGGAUCUCCUGAAGCAUUUCAAGACCCCAGCCAGGAGUUUAUCUGCUGGAGAAGCCAGGAAGCUGUCCUUUGCUCUGAGCAUCCUGGGAGAGCCAGCAGUGAUGCUUUGGGAUGAGCCCUCUGUGAGCAUGGACCCCAAAGGGCAGCGCUGCAUGUGGAAGAUGAUUCAGGCCUCCAUGAAGAGCCAGGAGAGGGCAGCUGUCCUGUGCACGCAGUCCCUGCAGGAGGUGGCAGCCAUGUGUGACCGUGUGGCCAUCCUGGUGUCCGGCCGGCUCCGGUACAUCGGUUCCCUGGAGGAUCUCAAAAGUAAGUUUGGCACGAGUUAUCACCUGGAACUCAAAAUGGCAGAGGCGGGGCAAAGCGAGGCUGUCCACAGCGAAAUCCUGAACCUCUUCCCCCACGCAGCUCGGCAGGAAAGGACUUCUUCCUUGCUCACCUACAAGAUUCCAGUGGCAGAUGCACUACCUCUGUCCAGGUCUUUCUCCAGGCUAGAAGCAGCUAAACGGAAUUUCAAGCUUGAGGAGUACAGCUUGUCACUCAACACUUUGCACCAGGUGUUUGUAGACCUCACCAGGGAUGCAGAGGAGCAGGACCUGGAGGUGGCAUCCAACGGGGCUGUGGAGCAGAGACCCCUUCACCCCUGAGUCUUGGAGCCACAGUGGGGAAUAUUCCAUGUAUUUCAUCAGUGUCACUGAGAGCUGAUCAGCUGCAGCCCCAGGUUCCCCACGUCACAGCACACACAGCCCUGCAGGUGUCCUGCCUCACAGAGAGAAAAAAAAAAAAAAGAGUUAUUAUUUUAAUAAAUAAAGCCUUUAUCCUUUCACAAA